AAAUUUAUGAUUUUCAUUAACGGUGAAGUGGUGGCCUGGACAUGUUCUUUUUCUUCAUUCUGUUUGGCCUGGCUGUCCACACCGUAUGUAGUGAUGAGAGUUUGCGAAUAGACUAUUUAGAAAAAUUGGUUGAGUCUGCUAUAAAACAGUCGAAAACAUACAAAAUUCGCGAUAGCAAUAGCGAUUUCUUUGGUAAUAAUGCUGGAAAUAAUGAAGAAAUAGAUUAUGGUACUUUCGACUUCAUUGUGGUGGGAGCAGGAUCUUCUGGAUCUGUGGUAUCAUCCAGAUUGAGCGAGAAUGAAAAAUGGAAAAUUCUCUUAUUGGAAGCAGGUGCAAUGGAUGAUGACCUCAGUGAUAUACCUUACGUAUGGGAGGUUUUACAGUUCUCUGAAAGAAAUUGGGGAUACAACACUGUACCACAAAAACAUGGCUGUUUUGGACGCCAUAACAACCAGAGCCCUUACCAAAGAGGCAAAGUAUUAGGUGGCUCCGGAACCAUAAAUGGCCUUGGUUUCAUAAGAGGAAACAAAGGAGACUACGACAAAUGGGCAACCUUAGGAAACCCAGGUUGGUCUUACAAAGAUCUCCUCCCGUUCUUCAAAAAGAUGGAAAACUUCGAAUCAGACCAAUUAGAUCCUAAAUACAGAGGGUUUGCCGGUCCCCUGAACAUUUAUUAUCAAGUACCCAAAGACAAUGUAUCAUUUUUUGAAUCGUCAGCCAGAGAGCUCGGUAUGAAAGUCAUAGAAGAUUACAACGCAGCAGAACAAAUAGGGAUUUCCAGAAGACAGAGGACGAUAAAGUUUGGGAAGAGAGUUAGCGGAGCAACAGCUUAUGUAAGACCAUCCAUGAACAGACACAACUUCAAUCUAACCAUAAACGCUUUGGUUACUAAAAUAAUGAUCGAUAAAGCCACCAAAACAGCUACUGGAAUCAGGUUUGUUAAGGAUGGUAAGCAGUAUGUAGCCAAGGCUAGCAAAGAAGUGAUAAUUUCUGGAGGAAGUAUAAACACAGCACAACUUUUAAUGCUUUCUGGUAUUGGACCUCAAGAAGAGCUGAAGAAACACAAGAUUAAAAUAAUUGCUGAUCUGCCUGUUGGAAAGAAAUCGUUGGAUCACUUCGAACUUCGAAUUUACUUCAGAACGAAUUACACAGCUAAGAAAGAGCCCUUCAGGAAACUCCUUGGUGAGUACCUCAGAGGAGAUGGUGUCCUGACAAGCUUGGAUAACGGUAAAACUUUCACGUAUGUCAACACCAGAAACUCAUCAGCUUCAGUACCCAACCUGGAGAUGACUUCUUAUUUCAAUAACCCUGUCGAUGUGUCGAUACCUGGCAUUACCAACUACAAGAAAGAAGUCGAGGAUUACUUUAACACAAUCAACCCCCAAACAGAUUUGAGUAUUGAUAUGUACGUCCUUCAUCCAAAGUCUACAGGAAGUGUUAAGCUCAAAUCUUGUGAUCCUAGAGAAUUUCCACUGGUAGAUCCAGGUACUCUGGUUGAUGGAGAUGACGCACAGGUAUUUUUGGAAGGCAUUCGUAUACUGGAUAAGUUUGAGAAGACUGAGACCGCCAAGAAGAUUAAUGUCACCAAAUUGAAAGUGUCUUUCUGUGAUCAGCAUGUUGAGGGUUCUGAUGACUACUGGCUAUGUGUUAUAAGGAACUUGGCAGUUCAUGGUGGACACAUCUCCUCUACUGCUAAGAUGGGUCCAAAGAAGGAUCCUUUUGCGGUGGUUGAUCAUGAGUUGAAAGUGUAUGGAUUGCACAAGUUGAGGGUUGCCGAUUGCAGUAUUAUGCCAAGUACCAUUUCGGGCCAUACGAAUUCUAUUGCUUUUGCAAUUGGGGAGAAGGCUGCAGAUAUGAUCAGAAAGCAGUAUGGAUAUUGAAAGAAUUGUUGUUGACUAGAAGGUUGAGAAUUUGGAAAGAGAAAUGAAUAAUAAAACUUUUUACUAUU
Harmonia axyridis is the source of this 1948-nucleotide messenger RNA. Its product is annotated as glucose dehydrogenase [FAD, quinone]-like. The transcript is spliced from 3 exons. NCBI's taxonomy places the organism in Eukaryota, Metazoa, Arthropoda, Insecta, Coleoptera, Coccinellidae. The record is from RefSeq and is a predicted model, not a curated record. Bases 42 to 1880 code for a protein of 612 amino acids. Gene Ontology annotation, molecular function: flavin adenine dinucleotide binding; oxidoreductase activity, acting on CH-OH group of donors.